AUGUAUGACGGAGCUGACGGUUGCCGCUUGCAGUGGAAAGUCUUGGUUGUGGACGAGACUAGCAGGAAGUUGAUAUAUAAUGCGACCAAUGAUGAUGAUAUUCUCAACCUCAAUGUCACCAAUGUCGAGCAGAUCGAGCAUAGGCGACCACCCAAUCCCGACAUGGAUGCGCUGUACAUCCUGUCACCUCAAACACACAUCGUCGACUGCCUUAUGGCCGAUUUCGAACGGAAAAGAUACAGGCGAGCAUGGUUGGUCUGGACGUCAGUCCUCGAUCCACAGCAGCGCACCAGACUGGACAGGUCACAGAUGGCGCGCGAGCAGAUUGCCGAUUUCCGGGUCAUGAAUAUAGACUUCUUUCCAAGAGAAUCGCGUCUAGUCACCUUCCGAGAUCCCUGGAGCUUUCCCGUUCUGUUCCACCCUGGCUGCAAUCACCUGAUUCGAGGACAUUUGCAAGAUUUAGCGCAGAAGGUUGUAUCACUGUGUGUGAGUUUAGGAGAGUAUCCGAUUAUCCGAUAUUACCGGCCUAGGACUCCUACCCACGAAGCCAGCGUCUUGUGCUCCCACCUCGCUCGAUUCAUUCAGAACGAAUUGGACCAGUUCGCUCAAUCUCAGAGAGACUUUCCUCCUCCUUCGCCGAGGCCUCGCGGUGUUCUUUUGCUGGCAGACCGCUCUAUGGAUAUGGUUGCCCCCCUCAUCCACGAAUUUACAUACCAAUCAAUGGUGCAUGAUUUGCUACCCAUAAAAGACGGGGAUAAGGUCACCUACACCACUGUUAUCAAUACUGGCAGUGGUGGCGGGGAGAAAAAGGACAUGGAGAUUAAUGAAGAGGAUAAUGUUUGGGUUGAAUAUCGGCAUCAGCACAUGAAAGAUGUGUUGGAGAAGCUGGGUCGAGAUUUUGCGAAAUUUAGGGAGGCCAAUCCUCAGUUCGCGGAAGAUAAUGACAAGGCCAACGUGAACACGAUCAAGGACAUGCUCGCGGGCUUAACGGAGUUCCAGAAAGGUCGAGAUGCAUACACACUUCAUCUUAAUAUGGCAGAAGAGUGCAUGAAAUUCUUCCAAGACCAUAAGCUUUUGGAAGUCAGUUCAGUUGAGCAAUGUCUUGCGACUGGUCUAGACGAGAACUAUAAGAAGGCAAAGAACCUGGCUGCACAGCUUGUUCAGCUCCUCGAUGACGAUGCGGUUGUGCGCCCGGACAGAUUGAGACUCUUGCUCCUCUACAUCAUGUAUCGGGGAGGUAUCUUGGCAGGCGACAUCCGGAAGCUCAUCGCACACGCCCAACUAACAUCACAGGACGGAGAAGUCAUUUCCAAUCUUGAUCUACUUGGAAUCAGGGUAGAGAAGCCACUGAAGGACGACAAGCAACCGGUUCAGCCGUUAUUCCCAAGGAAACCUCCAGCUGCCACAGAGAUGGACGAAGCCAGCCUUUCUCGAUAUGAGCUGAAUGUCAAAUUGCUGCUCGAAGAACAGGUCCGGGGCACAUUGGAUCCUGCACUGUUCCCCUUCACCCGGCCUCAUACCACAGCGGAUGGCAUGGCACAGCAGGAUGCUCUCGCGCAAGCGUCUUUGCGAAGCGCCAAACCAACGUGGGCGAGGACUCGCGGUUCUGCCGAGCAGCCACGGCAACGAAUCAUUUUGUUUAUGGCUGGCGGAGCUACAUAUGGGGAGUCGCGCGCCUGCUAUGAAGCGUCGCAGAUGUUUGGGAAAGACAUAUAUUUGGCCACAUCCCACAUGCUAACGCCAAACUUGUUUUUACGGCAAGUCAGCGAUCUGAGUGCAGACCGAAGACGUCUUGACAUUCCUGCCGAACGGCCCAAGCCCACAGCGCCAGCUCAUCUGUUUGAGAAAGAUCCUCCUCCUGCACCGGUGCAGCAACAGCCUGCAGCCAAAAAAGCACCCCCUCCCAACCUCAACCCUCCCGUGCCUACAGCCGCUAUGCAUGCGAUGUCACUGGGACCCAACGCGCAGAAGGCCCCCGGCGGAACGCCGUCAGCCGGCUCGAAGCCCCAUAAGGAAAAGAAAGAGAAGGAAAAGAAGAGAUUGCACUUCUUCCGGUAG
Aspergillus pseudoviridinutans is the source of this 2058-nucleotide messenger RNA. Its product is annotated as Sec1 family protein. The record is from RefSeq and is a predicted model, not a curated record. The coding region runs from base 1 to 2058 and encodes 685 amino acids. Gene Ontology annotation, cellular component: plasma membrane; secretory granule. Gene Ontology annotation, molecular function: syntaxin binding. The transcript has 5 exons. Gene Ontology annotation, biological process: vesicle-mediated transport; intracellular protein transport. Lineage: Eukaryota; Fungi; Ascomycota; Eurotiomycetes; Eurotiales; Aspergillaceae.